Molecule: messenger RNA, 1408 nt
Organism: Rhincodon typus (whale shark)
Lineage: Eukaryota; Metazoa; Chordata; Chondrichthyes; Orectolobiformes; Rhincodontidae
Product: ovarian cancer G-protein coupled receptor 1-like
Exons: 2
Coding region: 30-1034 (334 amino acids)
Biological process (GO): G protein-coupled receptor signaling pathway
Cellular component (GO): membrane
Molecular function (GO): G protein-coupled receptor activity
Source: RefSeq, a predicted model, not a curated record
UCUCGGUGUCUUUGAAGCAUGUUGGAAGAAUGUCUGAAAGGGUAGACACUACGGGGAAUAGUACUGGGAUAUUUUCUAAGAAUGCUACGUGUGAUAUUCAAUAUUCCUUCGACUAUUGGAUAUUUUCAAUUGUCUAUCUCUUGGUGUUCUUCCUGGGCCUGCCCAUAAACUGUGUCGCCCUUUACACAGCCUACAAGCAAGUGAGGCGCAAGAAUGAACUGGGAGUAUACCUCUUCAAUCUGACUGUGGCUGAUCUGCUCUAUAUAUUAACCCUGCCCUUCUGGAUCGAUUUCACUAUGAACCAUGACAAUUGGCGAGCUGGAGCUACCAUGUGUCGUAUCUGCUCCUUUUUGACCCACACAAAUUUAUAUGCAAGCUCUGUCUUCCUGUGCUGUAUUUCCUUUGACCGUUACCUCGGGGUGGUUCAUCCUAUGAAGUUGACUAGAGUCCGCACGGUGAGAGCAGCGAUCGCAAUCAGCUGUGUUGCCUGGCUCAGCCAAUCAGCUUUCAAUCUUGAACUGUUGAUCAAACCAGAGAUAGCCAAUGAAUCCACCAGUCACAAGUUGUGCUACGAUAUCUACCCCAUCGAAUCUUGGAAGGCAAAUCUCAACUAUUUCAGGAUUUUCUUUGGAUUCCUGCUCCCAUUUGCUCUGAUCUUCAUCUUCUACUGGAGAAUUUAUAACUCGGUGAGGAGCAGUAUUGCUACUCUGCGCCAUGAAAAGAGAAGAGUGGUGAAGCUAAUGCUGAGCAUCACAGUGGGUUUCACCAUCUGCUUCUUCCCCUACCAUACGCUGCUGUUGGUCCGGAGCAUCAUGGAGAAGGACUGCACCUUCGUAAGCUACAUCUUCAUCCCUUACCGAUUAUCGGUGGCUCUCAUCUGCAUGAAUUGCAUCCUGGACCCAAUCCUGUAUUGUUUUGUGAAUGAGACAGCACGCAGGGAUAUCCUACUUGUCAUACUGUGCAGGAAAGGGACCAAUGUCUAUAGGGACAGAAAACUGCAAUCCAACAAUAUGUCAGAGACUGUGAUUCUUUAAUAAAACAAAGAAUGCUACAAACGCAGUAUCUGUGGCAGGAGAAAACAACAGAGUUAAUGUUUCAGAAAGAAUGACCUCUUAUCAGAACCAAAAGAAGUUAGAGAUUGAACAGGUUUGAAACAAGAUCAGAUUUGGGUAAAUGGAGGAUUAGAAGGAAAAAGCAUCAGACAAUUCCAACAUUCCAACAUCAGUAUAUUAACACGCUGAAUGCACUCUCCAUUGGUUUGUAAUUAUGGAAAAGUGAAAGGAAUUGUAGGAUUCAGUUGUGUCAUGAUCGAGGUUAAGGCCGAACAUCCCAAUUUAGGAAAAGGCAACAUUUAGCUUCUACAGCAUGCAGUAACUCAAAGAGCUGGCCAUUCACCACAAGCCCAAUU